Molecule: messenger RNA, 9192 nt
Organism: Danio aesculapii
Lineage: Eukaryota; Metazoa; Chordata; Actinopteri; Cypriniformes; Danionidae
Gene: dnah9
Product: dynein, axonemal, heavy chain 9
Exons: 50
Coding region: 1-9192 (3063 amino acids)
Biological process (GO): microtubule-based movement
Cellular component (GO): dynein complex
Molecular function (GO): minus-end-directed microtubule motor activity; dynein intermediate chain binding; dynein light intermediate chain binding
Source: RefSeq, a predicted model, not a curated record
AUGGAGGAGCAGGAACCGCUGAUAACCGAUAAAAGACUGGAUUUCCUGGAGAACUGCGUGCUGAAGGCGCUGAACGUGAAGCCCGAGCGCUGGGAGAGAUGCGUGUCCGCGGAGGAGCAGCGGAGAGUCAUUCAGGAGUUCCUGGAUCAAUCCGAGCACUCGACUCUCUCGGUGUCCGUCAACUCUGCCGGGCAGCUCGUACCCGCUCUCGGUCUCUCCGCCGCCGCUAAGAGCAAAGCGGUGUUUUUCGUGAAGCGGGGUAAAGGUGCGCUUACCGCCGAUAAAAUGAAGACCCAGUUGUUCAGUGGAGAUAUGUGUUAUUCUCCUCUCGAGCAGUUCUCGGUGCUAGUGGACAAGGUUGUGGAGCCGGUGCUGUCCAAUUUAAACAACCAGCGAGACUUCCCUAACGUUGUUUCUCAGGAUCUCAUGCAACACAUUCAUUCCCUUCAAAACAACGUGUUUGUUACAGCUGGUCAAAUCAAAGGCAAAACUCACCUGCCCGUUCCUCUGGGAUUCAAGCAGUUGGAGCAGUGCAGUCAACGGGCAGAUAAGAGGCUUCGUGUGGUGAAUAAAAGCCUGAUUCACUCAAUGGAGACGGUGGUGAUAGACUGGAGUCAUCAGGUCUAUAAGGUCUUGAAGAAGGACUCGUCUGAGCCACUGCUGGAGGGCCGAAACCCCACUCCACAUGCAGAGAUACACUUCUGGAGGAACAGGCUUGCUGAUCUUCAGGGAAUCCACCAGCAGCUUCAGUCUUCUAAAGUCCUGACGCUGGCAGAGCUUCUGCUCGCGGUGGACAGCAGCUAUUAUCCUGCAUUCGCCAAAAUGAUCCAGGAUGUCAUGGAAGCUCAUAACGAGUCGAAGAACAUCACAACCUUCCUGAAGCCGCUGGAGAGGCUGAUCGAGGAUCUGGAGAACGCAGACUUCAGUGAGCUGAAGACAAAGAUCCCUCCGCUCAUGCACACGGUGUGUCUGAUCUGGGCCAACUGCAGAUACUACAGCAAACCAGCCCGAGUCAUUGUGCUUCUGCAGGAGAUCUGCAACCUCCUCAUACAGCAGGCCCGGAGUUUCCUGAACCCGGAGGACAUCCUGAAAGGUGAUGUUCUGGAGAGUCUGCUGCGUGUUCAGGUCACUGUUGACCUGCUGACACACUUCAAGAGCACAUAUGAGGACAGAAGAGCCAACCUGAGCCACUACCAAAAGAACGAAGACCCGGUCAAGCCCUGGGAUUUCUCUCCGCUCAUGGUGUUCGUCGGCCUGGAUCACUUCAUGAAGAGACUCAGAAUGAUUGAGAUGGUGCUGCUCACUGUCAUGGAUAUGAUGAGGCUGGAGAAGAUCGAGUUUGGAGGCAUUCAGGGGAAAUCUCUCAGCCAGAUUGUCCAGCGUUUGCAUGAAGACUUCUUACAGACGUACAAAUCAUUCUCAGAGAAGCCCUACGACUGCCUGGAUGUUAAUAAUAUGGAGUUUGAAUCAGAUUUCGCAGAGUUCCAGCUGACGGUGGAUGAUACGAACAGGCGAUUGGGUGCCAUCUUCUGCAACGCUUUUGAUGACGCUUCAGGUCUGGAACACUCCUUCAAGGUUUUGGACAUGUUUGGCCGACUGCUGGAGCAGCCGCUGAUAGCAGCCGAGGCUCAGGCCAGAUAUCCCGUCCUGAUCAAACUGUUUGACAAGCAGCUGGAAGACUGUAAGACGAUCUUCAAGAAGCAGAUGCAGAUGGAGGAAACCCGAGGUUACUGUCCUGUCUCCAAAAACAUGCCUGCGCUUUCUGGAGGAUUGAAGUUUGUCCAGGAAUUGCAGGAACGCAUACAGACCCUUUACAAUAACUUCAGAUUCAUCAACCACCCAUGUAUGGAGUCUGUGGAUGCAAAGGAGAUGAUCCAGAAAUAUGAUGAGCUCAUGCGGCAGCUCAAACAAUACUCAUCUAAACUGUAUGACAUCUGGACCAGUUCUGUGGCCGAGAAGUCGCAGUUUAAUCUGAACAAGCCGCUGAUAUCCCGAGAGCCCAGAUCCAGACUGCUCUCUGUCAACUUCAGCCCGCAGCUGGUGUCAGUGCUGCGGGAGGUGAAGUACCUGGAGGCCAGACAGGCCGAGAUCAUCCCUGAUGCAGCCGCAGAGAUCUACUCCAGCAGAGAGCUCCUCUGGCAGUAUGUGGCCAACCUGGAGCUCACCACUGGCUGGUACAACAAAAUCAUCAGCUCCGUGCUGGACGUGGAGAUGCCACUGAUCCAGGGCCAGCUGACCGACAUCGACAACAAGCUCAAAGAAGCCCAGGAGAACCUGUGCUGGAUAAGUGAAGGAAUCUGGGAGUACAUCCAGGACGUGCGUGAGGUGGUGAGUGACCUGGAGCAGCAUCUGCAGAGAACUAAAGACAACGUGGAGGAGAUGCAGAGCCUGAUGAAGAGCUGGGCCACACCGCUGCACGACAGGAAGGAGGGAAGGAAGGAGAUGCUGCUGAACCUGGAGGAGCGGAGCGAGCGUGUGGAGCGCACAUACAGCCACAUCCGCUCUUCAGGAGCCAGAAUACAUCUCCUACUGCAGGAGAACUUGCACCUUUUCAAAGCAGACCCGUCAUCUCCACAGUGGAAGAUUUAUGUGGAUUAUGUAGAUGAAAUGGUCAUCGACGGCUUCUUCAAUGCUAUCGAGAGCACACUCAGGUUCUUCAUGGAAAAUACAGAUGCAGAUGCUGGAUUAGAGCCGCUGUUGGAGGCCCAGCUGCGUCUGCAGGUUCCUGACCUGGUGUUUCAGCCAUCGCUGGAGUUCGGAGCUUCAGACAGCCUCCAUGAGCUGGUGGAGGGUUUGCUCAGAGAUGUCUUCAAGACCUCCACUCUGGUGCCGCGUCUGGCCGAGCACAGCGGCUUCACAGACUACCAGGAUGAUAUGGAGGACAUGGAGGAGCUGGUGCAGACCCGUCAACAAGUGAUGGAGCGAGUGAAGAGGAUCAUGAUGAAGUGCUGCGAGUACCGGAACUCUCUGGAGUGCUACGCUUACCUGUACGUGGACGACCGCAAAGAGUUCAUGCGUCAGUUCCUGCUGUACGGCCACGUGCUGACGAGCCAGGAGAUCGAGGAGCACGCUGAACACGGCGUCCCAGAAUCCCCUCCGACUCUGGAGCGCUUCCAGCAGCAGGUGGACUCCUACGAGCGCCUGUAUGAGGAGCUGCAGCGGAUGGAGCCAGUGAUGGUGUUUGAGCGCUGGAUGAGGGUGGACGCUCGCGCCUUCAAGAGCGCACUGCUCAACACCGUCAAGAAGUGGAGCUUGAUGUUCAAACAGCACCUCAUCGACCACGUCACCAACAGUCUGUCUGACCUGGAGGAGUUCAUCCGGCUGACUGAGGCCGGUCUGGGGCAGAAGGUGGAGGAGGGAGACUAUGGAGGACUGGUGGAGAUCAUGGGUUUCCUGAUGGCAGUGAAGGAGAGACAGAGCAGCACAGAUGAGAUGUUCGAGCCGCUGCAGCAAACCAUUGACCUGCUCAAGACUUAUGAGCAGGAGCUGCCGGAUGUAGUCUACAAACAGCUGGAGGUGCUGCCAGAGAAGUGGAACAACAUGAAGAAGCAGGCGGUGCAGGUGAAGCAGCAUGUGGCUCCGCUGCAGGCCGCAGAGGUGGCCAACCUGCGCAGGAGAUGUGCUGCGUUCGACGUGGAGCAACACACAUUCAGGGAGACCUUCCGCAAGAAACACUUCUUUAGGUUUGACAGCGUGAAUGUGCACGAGCAGCUGGACACAGCACACACACAGAUCCAGGAGCUGGAGAGUCUGAUGGCGGGCCUCACGGAGUCGGCCAAUCUGUUCGAGGUGGGCGUGCCGGACUACAGGCAGCUGAAGCAGUGCCGCAGGGAGCUGCCGCUGCUGAAGGAGCUGUGGGACCAGGCGCUGGCGGUGAGCUCCUGUCUGCAGGCCUGGCAGAGGACGCCCUGGAGCCAGAUCAACGUAGACGACAUGGAGACAGAGUGCAAGCGCUUCUCCAAGGAGCUGCGGCUGCUGGAUAAAGAGGCGCGGGCGUGGGAUGUGUUCAGUGGGCUGGACGGGACGGUGAAGAACACACUGACGUCACUGAGAGCGGUGGCUGAGCUGCAGAAUCCGGCCAUACGCCUGCGCCACUGGCAGCAGCUGAUGGCGGCCACUGGAGUGCAGUUCAACAUGGACCAGGACACCACGCUCGCAGACCUGCUGCGCCUCAACCUGCACCACUUUGAGGAGGAGGUGCGGGGCAUUGUGGACCGUGCUGUGAAGGAGAUGGGCAUGGAGAAGGUGCUGAGCGAGCUGGACGCCACCUGGACCAACAUGAGCUUUGAGUUCGAGGCUCACCCACGGACGCAGGUUCCUCUGCUGAAGUCCAGCGAGGAGCUGAUCGAGACACUGGAGGACAACCAGGUGCAGCUGCAGAACCUGAUGUCCUCUAAGUACAUCUCCUUCUUCCUGGAGGAGGUGUCGUCAUGGCAACGCAAGCUGUCCGUCACCGACUCCGUCAUCUCCAUCUGGUUCGAGGUGCAGAGGACCUGGUGUCACCUGGAGAGCAUCUUCAUCGGCUCCGACGACAUCCGCUCGCAGCUGCCAGAGGACUCCAAGCGCUUCGAAGGGAUUGAUGGAGAUUUCAGAGAGUUGACGCUCGAUGCCAGACAAACACCCAACGUUGUGGAGGCCACCAAUAAACCGGGCCUUUACAACAAGCUGGAGGACAUCCAAAGCAGGCUGGCCCUCUGUGAGAAAGCCCUGUCUGAGUAUCUGGACACCAAACGCUUGGCCUUCCCUCGCUUCUACUUCAUCUCCUCCGCUGACCUGCUCGACAUCCUGUCUAGUGGCACCGACCCGCACCAGGUUCAGAAGCAUCUGUCCAAGUUGUUUGACAAUAUGGCCAAGCUGCAGUUCCAGGCGGGCGAGGACGGCAGACUCCAGAAGACCGCUCUGGGCAUGUUCAGCAAAGAGGACGAGCACGUGCCCUUCAGCCACGCCUGCGACUGCACCGGACAGGUUGAAGUGUGGCUGAACCGUGUUAUGGACAGUAUGAGAGCCACUGUGCGUCACGAGAUGACCGAAGCCGUCGCUGCCUAUGAGGAGAAACCCAGAGAACAGUGGCUGUUUGACUACCCGGCUCAGGUGGCGCUGACCUGCACUCAGAUCUGGUGGACCACUGAUGUGGGCAUUGCCUUCUCCAGGCUGGAGGAGGGAUACGAGAACGCCAUGAAGGAGUACUAUAAGAAGCAGGUGAACCAGCUGAACACACUCAUCACCAUGCUGAUCGGGCAGCUGACGCCCGGAGACCGGCAGAAGGUCAUGACCAUCUGCACCAUCGACGUGCACGCCAGAGACGUGGUGGACAAGAUCAUCACGCAGAAGGUGGAGAACUCUCAGGCGUUCCUGUGGCUGUCUCAGCUGCGGCACCGCUGGGGUGACCGAGAGAAACACUGCUUCGCCAACAUCUGCGACGCUCAGUUCCUCUACUCAUAUGAGUAUCUGGGAAACACUCCUCGCCUGGUCAUCACACCGCUCACAGACAGGUGCUACAUCACUCUGACCCAGUCUCUGCAUCUGGUGAUGAGUGGAGCUCCAGCCGGACCCGCCGGCACCGGCAAAACCGAGACCACCAAAGACCUGGGCCGAGCACUCGGCAUUAUGGUCUACGUCUUCAACUGCUCCGAGCAGAUGGACUACAAGUCGUGUGGAAACAUCUACAAAGGCCUGGCGCAGACGGGAGCGUGGGGCUGCUUCGAUGAGUUCAACCGCAUCUCUGUGGAGGUGCUGUCUGUGGUGGCGGUGCAGGUCAAAAGCAUUCAGGAUGCCAUUCGGGACAAGAAGCAGCGCUUUAACUUCAUGGGCGAGGACGUGUGUCUGGUGCCGUCGGUGGGCAUCUUCAUCACCAUGAACCCCGGGUACGCCGGCAGGACGGAGCUUCCAGAAAACCUCAAGGCUCUGUUCAGGCCGUGUGCGAUGGUGGUGCCGGACUUCGAGCUGAUCUGUGAGAUUAUGCUGGUGGCCGAGGGCUUCAUCGAGGCUCGACUGCUGGCCAGGAAGUUCAUCACUCUCUAUCAGCUGUGCAAAGAGCUGCUCUCCAAACAGGAUCACUAUGACUGGGGUCUGCGGGCCAUCAAGUCCGUGCUGGUCGUUGCCGGAUCUCUGAAGCGAGGAGACCCGGGCCGAGCGGAGGACCAGGUGCUGAUGCGGGCGCUGCGAGACUUUAACGUGCCUAAGAUCGUGACCGAUGACAUGCCUGUCUUCAUGGGGCUGAUCGGAGACCUGUUCCCUGCCCUGGACGUGCCCCGCAAGAGAGACAUGGACUUUGAGAAGCUGGUGCGGCAGUCGGUGCUGGAGCUCAAACUGCAGGCCGAGGACAACUUUGUGCUGAAGGUGGUCCAGUUGGAGGAGCUGCUGGCGGUCCGGCACUCAGUGUUUGUGGUGGGGAACGCCGGCACCGGGAAGUCUCAGGUCCUGAAGUCUCUGCACAGAACCUACCAGAACAUGCAGCGGCGGGCCGUGUGGAGCGACCUCAACCCGAAGGCCGUGACCAACGACGAGCUGUUCGGCAUCAUCAACCCAGCCACACGCGAGUGGAGAGACGGCCUGUUCUCCAACAUCAUGCGUGAGCUGGCCAACAUCACCCACAGCGGGCCCAAGUGGAUCGUACUGGACGGAGACAUCGACCCAAUGUGGAUCGAGUCGCUCAACACCGUCAUGGAUGAUAACAAGGUGUUGACUCUGGCCAGUAAUGAGAGGAUCCCGCUGAACCCCAGCAUGCGUCUGCUGUUUGAGAUCAGUCACCUGCGCACCGCCACUCCAGCCACUGUGUCCAGAGCCGGUAUUCUGUACAUCAACCCUGCGGAUCUGGGCUGGAGUCCUCUGGUGUCCAGCUGGAUUGACUGCAGGGAGGUUCAGUCAGAGAAGGCCAACCUGACCAUCCUGUUCGACAAGUAUCUGCCCUCCUGCCUGGACACGCUGCGGGUCAGGUUUAAGAAGAUCAUCCCGGUGCCGGAGCAGAGUCAGGUGCAGAUGUUGUGUCGCCUGCUGGAGUGUCUGCUGGUGCCGGAACACACUCCUCCAGACAGCCACAAGGACCUGUACGAGCUCUACUUCGUCUUCGCCGCCGUCUGGGCCUUUGGAGGAACCAUGUUCCAGGAUCAGCUGCUGGAUUACCGGCUGGAGUUCAGUAAGUGGUGGGUGACGGAGUUCAAGAGUGUGAAGUUCCCUGCGCAGGGUUCUGUGUUCGACUACUACAUCGACCCCGACAGCAAGAAGUUUGAGCCCUGGUCCAAAAUGGUUCCUAAGUUUGAGAUGGAUCCUGAAAUCCCUCUUCAGGCCUGUCUGGUCCACACCACCGAGACGAUCCGCGUGCGCUACUUCCUGGACCGUCUGCUGGAGCGCCGGCGUCCGCUGAUGCUGGUGGGCAACGCCGGCACGGGGAAAUCUGUCCUGGUGGGAGACAAACUGGCCUCACUGGACCCAGAGAAGUACACCAUCAAGAACGUGCCCUUCAACUACUACACCAGCUCCGCCAUGCUGCAGGCUGUUUUAGAGAAGCCGCUGGAGAAGAAGGCGGGCCGGAACUACGGGCCGCCGGGCAGCAAACGCCUCGUUUACUUCAUAGACGACAUGAACAUGCCGGAGGUGGACGAGUACGGCACGGUGCAGCCACACACACUCAUCCGCCAGCACAUGGACUACAGCCACUGGUACGACAGGAGCAAACUGCAGCUGAAGGAGAUCCACAACGUGCAGUACGUGUCCUGCAUGAACCCCACCGCCGGCAGCUUCACCAUCAACCCACGCCUGCAGAGGCACUUCUGUGUGUUUGCGAUGUCAUUCCCGGGCGCAGACGCUCUGCACUCCAUCUACUGCAGUAUCCUGAGCCAGCACGUGCGCGGUGAGAGCUUCAGUGUGUCCGUGCAGAAGAGCUGCUCUCAGCUGGUGGAUCUGGCGCUCGCUCUGCACCAGCGCAUCACCACCGCCUUCCUGCCCACCGCCAUCAAGUUCCACUACAUCUUCAACCUGCGCGACCUCUCCAACAUAUUCCAGGGCAUCUUGUUCUGUGGCAGUGAGUGUCUGCGCACUCCUCAAGACCUGCUGAAGAUCUACCUGCACGAGUCCAGCAGAGUGUAUCGAGACAAGAUGCUGGAGGAGAGAGACUUUCAGCUGUUCGACAAACUGCAGGAGGACACGGUCAAGAAGAUCUAUGAGGAUGUGGACGCGCUGCUGCAGGAGACGCGGGUCAUGAACCUGUUCUGCCACUUCUCUGCGGGCGUCGGGGAGCCCAAAUACCUGCCCGUGCCCACCUGGAGCAGCCUGGCACACACACUGCAGGAGGCGCUGGAGGCGCACAACGAGCUCAAUCCUGCCAUGAGUCUGGUGCUGUUCGAGGACGCCAUGGCACACAUCUGUCGGAUCAGCCGUAUCCUGGAGUCUCCUCGAGGGAAUGCUCUGCUGGUCGGCGUUGGCGGCAGCGGGAAGCAGAGUCUGACGAGGCUGGCGGCGUUCAUCAGCUCACUCGACGUCUUCCAGAUCACCCUGAAGAAGGGCUACGGCAUCCCCGACCUCAAGAGUGAUCUGGGCUCGUUGUACAUUAAAGCUGGCGUGAAGAAUAUUGGCACGGUGCUGCUGAUGACAGAUGCACAGGUCGCAGAUGAGAAGUUCCUCGUGUUGGUGAACGACCUUUUAGCAUCUGGGGAGAUCCCGGACCUGUUCCCGGAUGACGAGGUGGAGAACAUCAUCGGUUCCCUGAGGAAUGAGGUGCGCGCUCAGGGUCUGAUGGACACCCGUGACAACUGCUGGAGGUUCUUCAUCGAGCGCGUGCGCCGGCAGCUGAAGGUGGCGCUCUGCUUCUCUCCGGUGGGGAACAAACUCAGGGUCCGCAGCCGCAAGUUUCCUGCCAUCGUCAACUGCACCGCCAUCAACUGGUUCCACGAGUGGCCACAGGAGGCGCUGGAGUCCGUCAGUCUGCGCUUCCUGCAGGACCUGGAGCACAUACAGCCUGAGCUGAAGGAGCCGGUGAGUAAGUUCAUGGCCUACGUGCACGUGAGCGUCAACAAGACCUCCAGAGAGUACCUGCUGAACGAGCGCCGGUACAACUACACCACUCCCAAAUCCUUCCUGGAGCAGAUCAAGCUGUACGGCAGCCUGCUGGCGCUCAAGAAGAGGGACCUACAGUCCAAGAUGGAGAGGCUGGAGAACGGCCUGGAGAAGCUGAACAGCACCACGGCUCAGUGUUGA